Messenger RNA from Tigriopus californicus, 1281 nucleotides. RefSeq lists its product as uncharacterized. NCBI's taxonomy places the organism in Eukaryota, Metazoa, Arthropoda, Copepoda, Harpacticoida, Harpacticidae. The coding region runs from base 164 to 1225 and encodes 353 amino acids. The transcript has 4 exons. Gene Ontology annotation, molecular function: protein binding. Gene Ontology annotation, biological process: positive regulation of transcription by RNA polymerase II; cytokine production. The record is from RefSeq and is a predicted model, not a curated record.
GACUUACGUGCACUUUAUAGGUAUGGUGUGUGUUUGACCUGACGCGCUAAAGGAAUCUCUUUCUGCUCCUCCCAAGAGCUCGUCCAGGUUUCUAACAUAUCAAUGGUGUAGACCGGCUGCAUCGAGAACCCGCUGUAGAGACAAACAUCACCGAGUUGGGGCCAUGGAUUCGGAUUCGGAUUACGAAGUGGAAUUUCUCACCAACGCACUCCAGCAAACGCAAGGUCACGUGCGACAGGAAUUUCACGGCCAAGGCGGAUCUCCGCGGUCCGAGAAUGAUUCCGCUGAAGAAGAGGGCGAUCACCACACUUCGCCGCCGGCCAAACGAGUCAAGGUCUGCAGGCCCCACCCAGGCAUUCUCCCGCCGGAUGAGGAGAUCCCUUCCACCCGGGUGGCCUCUUCUUCGUCCUAUUCGAAUUCUUCUUCCGACUCCGAAGUCACUCCCCCGCCCACACCGGAAAACCCCGUUCAGACUCCCAUUCUGCAUUCUCAACUUGACCAUGGCCAUGUCACCCGAUCCCAAGCUCGUUCCGAGUUGAGCCAGCCUAAUAGUCGGGGGCGGGGCAGGGUACGCGGAGGGCUGAGAUCACGCCGAACAGACAUGGCCUUGUCCAGAUUGCGGCUAGAGCGAAUGGAACGCUUGAACCGCCACCGUGAUUUGGAGGUGGAUGAGAAGACGGAUAGGGAGGAAACCGAAGACGGCGACGCUGAUGGGCAAAUGGUGUGCCAAGGCUCUCAAUCCUUUGAAAUGAAAGUGCGAUGGCGACACGCCAUUAUUCGGGACAUGGUGGAUCGGAACGACACCUUUGCCGACAUCCUCGAGCGAUUAGCCCUCAAGAUCGAUAUCCCUGUCCGCGGACUUCAAUUGCGAUUAGAUCCGGACAUUUUGAAACCCUCGGAAACCAUUGCCUCGAGACAUGUGGGCGUGGCUAGUAUAUUAUCGCUAGAAGUGGCCCCAUCCAUGCUCAAAGAUUCGUUUGAUGAUUUUAAUAAUCAAGAUCUCAUAGAGCUCAAAUGUCAGGCCAGCGAUCGACGCUCGACAGUUAUGAUCAAGUUGGGUCCCCAAGACCCAAUGAGUAGGCUGAUGGAAAAAUAUUCCGAGCUCAAAAAGUGCCCGCUCAACACAUUCCGCUUCACUUUGGAUGGCCAAGACUUGAACGACGACGAUACGCCUCUCUCGUUGGAUUUAGAGGGCGGGGAAUGCAUCGAUGUCAUACCCGUCUAACUCAACGCAUUGGCUUGUCCUUCCAAAUGAUAAAUCAAUUCUUUAUUGUGAUCUCA